AUGUGGUACCUUCCACACCAUCCGGUCUUUAAUCCAAAGAAGCCAGACAAGACGCGGAUUGUAUUUGAUUGUGCAGCCAAAUACAAGGAGAUAUCACUGAACGACAACGUCCUUCAGGGGCCAGAUCUCACCAACAAACUCGUGGGAAUUUUACUCAUAUUCAGACAAGAUAGGGUUGCCUUCAUAGCGGACAUUGAAGGCAUGUUCAAUCAGGUACUAGUCGAAGAGAACGACCGAGAUGCUUUGCGAUUUCUCUGGUGGGACAAUGGAGACCUUACCAAAGAACCGAGGACCCACAGGAUGAAGUCCCAUUUAUUCGGAGGAGUCUGGAGCCCCAGUGCUGCGAAUUAUGCCAUAAAGAGGGCAGCUGAUGACAACAAGAAUGACUUCAGUUUGGAUGCAGUAGAAACUGUGAAAAAGAACUUCUAUGUUGAUGACUGCCUGAAGUCGGUUCCAAGAGAUGGCACGUGGAUAGUCGAACUCUCCAGUGAUGUAUGUGGGCUCCUUGAAAGGGCAGGGUUCCGCCUCACCAAGAUGAUCAGCAACAGCCGCGCACUGAUGAAGGCCAUGCCCCACACAGAGCUGGUGAAAGAAGCCAAGGAUCUGGACUUGGACAGCGAUGUCCUACCCACUGAGAGGGCGCUUGGAUUGAUUUGGGACGUCGACAAGGACCAAUUCAAGCCAAGUAUAGCGGUAAAUGAUCGUCCACUGACCAGAAGAGGGGUGCUUAGUAUUCUCAGCUCAGUUUAUGACCCUCUAGGUCUGGUCAGCCCCUUUGUUCUGGAAGCCAGAAUGAUAUUCGAAGACCUGUGCAGGGCCAAGUUGACGUGGGAUGAGGAGAUGCCCAGGGAACAUCUGGAGAGAUGGAGCAGGUGGCGUGAAGAUCUGCCUAGGCUGGCCAAUUUCUCCGUGCCCCCAUGCCUGCGCUCGGAUGAGCUUGGCACUGUAAUACAUAGCCAGUUGCACCACUUUGCGGAUGCGUCGCAAGGAGGUCUAGGUGCAACAAGUUACCUCAGACAGGAGGACGUCAAUGGGCGUGUUCACUGCUCAUUAGUUAUGAGCAAAGCAAAGUUGGCUCCCUUGAAGACCACUACCAUUCCGAGGCUGGAGCUGACUGCUGCCAUCGAAGCUGUGAAACUUGAUAAACUCCUGCGCAGCGAACUUGAAAUCCAAAUAUCAGAGUCGGUAUUUUGGACAGACAGCAUGAUUGUGCUGUUUUACAUCAAGAACGAGUCAAAGAGAUACCAGACCUUCGUAGCCAAUAGGGUGGCUAAAAUUCAUGAGAGUACUGUGUCCACUCAAUGGAGGCAUGAACCCACUGAUCAGAAUCCCGCUGAUGACGUAAUCCAGGGGUAUGACAGCUGA
Lineus longissimus is the source of this 1365-nucleotide messenger RNA. RefSeq lists its product as uncharacterized. The record is from RefSeq and is a predicted model, not a curated record. The transcript has a single exon. Lineage: Eukaryota; Metazoa; Nemertea; Pilidiophora; Heteronemertea; Lineidae. The coding region runs from base 1 to 1365 and encodes 454 amino acids.